Molecule: messenger RNA, 1662 nt
Organism: Pipistrellus nathusii (Nathusius's pipistrelle)
Lineage: Eukaryota; Metazoa; Chordata; Mammalia; Chiroptera; Vespertilionidae
Source: the annotation of a GenBank genome assembly
AUGGAGCUGCCAGCUGUUGGCGAGCACGUCUUCGCGGUGGAGAGCAUCGAGAAGAAGCGGAUCCGCAAGGGCAGAGUGGAGUAUCUGGUGAAAUGGAGAGGCUGGUCCCCCAAAUAUAACACGUGGGAGCCCGAGGAGAACAUCCUGGACCCCCGGCUGCUGAUCGCCUUCCAGAACAGGGAGCGGCAGGAGCAGCUGAUGGGAUAUCGUAAACGCGGCCCGAAGCCUAAGCCGCUGGUGGUGCAGGUGCCCACCUUUGCCAGGCGCUCCAAUGUGCUGAGCGGACUCCAGGACUCGUCCACGGACAGCCGCAGCGCCAAGCUGGAGCUGGGCGCCCAGAGCAAGGGCCAGGGGCACCAGUACGAGCUCAACAGCAAGAAGCACCAUCAGUACCAGCCGCACAGCAAGGAGCGGGCGGGCAAGCCCCCGCCGCCGGGCAAGAGCAGCAAGUACUACUACCAGCUCAACAGCAAGAAGCACCACCCCUACCAGCCCGACCCCAAGAUGUACGACCUGCAGUACCAGGGCGGCCACAAGGAGGCGCCCAGCCCCACCUGCCCGGACCUGGGGGCCAAGAGCCACGCGCAGGACAAGUGGGCCCACGGGGCGGGGGCCAAGGGCUACCUGGGGGCCGUGAAGCCUGUGGCCGGCGGCGCCGCCGGGGCUGCGGGCAAGGGCUCCGAGAAGGCGCCCCCCAACGGUAUGGCGCCCGCCCCCAAGGAGGCGGUGGCGGGCAACGGGAUAGGGGGCAAGAUGAAGAUCGUCAAGAACAAGAACAAGAACGGGCGCAUCGUGAUCGUGAUGAGCAAGUACAUGGAGAACGGCAUGCAGGCCGUGAAGAUCAAGUCCGGGGAGGCGGCGGCGGAGGGCGAGGCGCGCGCCCCGGGCCACAAGAAGCGCGCCUCCGAGGAGCGCCACCCGCCGCCCGACCGGACUUUCAAGAAGGCGGCGGCGGCGGGGGGCGCGGAGGAGAAGAAGGCGCAGGCGCCCUUCAAGAGGCGGGAGGAGGAGGCCGCGGGCCCGGGCGACCCGCAGCCGCAGGACCCCGGGCCCCGCAAGCUCUCCCCGAGCAAGGAGGCGGCGUUCGGCGAGCAGCCGCUGCAGCUCACCACCAAGCCCGACCUGCUGGCCUGGGACUCUGGCCGCAGCGCGCACGCGGCCUCCCACCACCAUCACCACCACCACCACCACCACCACCACCACGUGGGGGGCCUCGGCCUCUCCCACGCGCGCAAGCGCUGCCUCUCCGAGACGCACGGCGAGCGCGAGGCCGGCAGGAAGCGGCUGACGGCGCGCAGCGUCAGCACCCCCACCUGCCUGGCGGGCAGCCCGGCCGCCGAGCCCCCCGCCGCGCCCCCGCAGCCCGAGGUCAUCCUGCUGGACUCGGACCUGGACGAGCCCAUAGACUUGCGCUGCGUCAAGGCGCGCGGCGAGGCGGGGGCGCUGCCCGGCGGCCUCCGCGUGAAGCCAGAGGCGCCUGCGGCCGCGGAGGGAAUGACAGCGGCCGCGCCGGGGCCCGCGGCCCAGAAGCCCCCCGCCGAGGCCCAGGACGAGCCCGAGGAGCCGCUGAGCGAGUUCAAGCCCUUCUUCGGGAAUAUAAUCAUCACCGACGUCACCGCGAACUGCCUCACCGUCACGUUCAAGGAGUAUGUGACGGUGUAA